Danio rerio (zebrafish) is the source of this 1272-nucleotide messenger RNA. It is a transcript of the gene cfap36, whose product is annotated as cilia and flagella associated protein 36. NCBI's taxonomy places the organism in Eukaryota, Metazoa, Chordata, Actinopteri, Cypriniformes, Danionidae. Gene Ontology annotation, cellular component: cilium; motile cilium; cytoplasm. The record is from RefSeq and is marked provisional.
AUUAUUAUCGCGCGCGCACACACACUCACAGACCCGCCGCUGGAGCCCCGUGCCCGUCCCGCAACUUUUGUGUCCGCUCCGGUGAUGCGCUCGGCCGGUCACUGAUGGCGGAGGACAGUGAGUGGGUCCCGGAGAGCAUCGCGGGGUUUCUGGGCAGCCCGGACUGGCUGAUCCCGCUGGCGGAGUUCAUGGAGAGCCGCUGCUCAGUGUUUGAUGACGAGGACGAGAAUAAACUGACCUACACGGAGAUCCAUCAGCAGUACAAGCAGCUGGUGGAGCGUCUGCUGGAGAACUACAUGCAGGAUGUGGGCAUCAGCGAGCAGCAGUUUCUGGAGGCCUGCUCCUCCUUCAGCAGCUCUGCAUCUCUGCAGGCGCUGCACGUCAUCAAGCAGAGGAACGGCGGGCUGCCGGAGUGUUUGACAGACGGUGUGGAUGUGAUGUCUGAACUGGAGCAGCAGGAAAUGAAGAUUCUUCAGGAGGUUCUCAGGAGGUCUAAGGAGGAGUAUGAUCUGCAGAUGGGUCAGUGUGGGCUGGGCAGUGAGGAUCUUGCCUCCACCUCCAGCAGUGUGUCUGAGACUCCACAGAACCCUGAGCAGCGGCUGAGCAACGGGGUGAGUGACCCACUGACACUGACCCAGCCUGACUCUGAGAUGGAGGAGUCCAGCACAGCCACACAGAGGAAGAGGGAGGAGAGCGAGCCCACGGCCACCGCAGCCUGUAAGAGUAAAGCUCUCCCGGCGGUCAGGGCUCCGCUCAGGGGUUCAGUGUGUGUGAAGCAGAGCAGUGCAGAGAGAGAGAGAGAGCUGGAGCGAGUGAGAGACACACACACAGACUGCAGAACACUGACCGAUGAGGUGGCGUUACAGCAGCGCUCCGAGUAUCUGAAGCAGCAGAGAGAUAAACUGCAGGCGCUGAAGAGACAGACGGGGAAGGGGCUCACGGACACGGCAGCGGCGGCGGCCCCCGAGCCCAAACCAGCCACACAGGAGAUCUCUGUGGAGGAGAAGAAGAAGCUGCAGAAGAGGAAGCACGUGGCGGAGAAGCUGAAGGAGGAGGUGAUCAAGAAGUGAGGCGUCGGGCUCGGUCAGGAACAGCAGCAGUUUUAUAUCUCUUUAUUUAUAUUUUUGUAUGUGUGUGUAGUUUCUGAUCUCUCCAUUAAUGAGCUGCUAUUGUGCAUCACUGACUGUAUCUCACACACACACACACACACACACACCUGCACUGAUGUUCACUGACAUCCCCCAAUAAACCAUCACCUGUAGAGCUCAGAGA